This is a messenger RNA of Laetiporus sulphureus 93-53, 2830 nucleotides long. RefSeq names its product RhoGAP-domain-containing protein. The record is from RefSeq and is a predicted model, not a curated record. The transcript has 15 exons. Bases 28 to 2643 code for a protein of 871 amino acids. Lineage: Eukaryota; Fungi; Basidiomycota; Agaricomycetes; Polyporales; Laetiporaceae. Gene Ontology annotation, biological process: signal transduction; regulation of GTPase activity. Gene Ontology annotation, cellular component: cytoplasm.
CGCUCCUGUGUGCUCAGCGCACCAACCAUGUCCUCCUCCCUUGAAAGUGCACCCUCGAACAGGCCUUCGCUGUCGGACCACCCACACGACGCCAUCGCCCUCUUUGACCUGCAUCUCAGGUUCUUAUCCGAUUCGUAUCUCAGCUUCUUCUUGGAACGGAAGAAGAUAGAGGAGACAUACGUAGAAAGCCUGCACAGACUGCACCGCAAAGUCAAAGCAGCAGACGCGAUUCUCGACAAUCCUAACCGGAACGAGCCUAGCACUACCAGACGUGCAUGGGCAGAAAUCAGGGAUAAUGUUGCGAGAGAGGCAGACACUCGUCAAGCAUUCCUCGAGUCCCUCACCACCGAUGUCAUCACACCAUUGAUAUCAUUGAAAGAGACCCAAGAGCGUAUUCGGAAACGAAUCAAGGAGGACCUAAAAGAAGCUGUGACGACGCACGCUGACUAUGCAGAGAAUGUCCUUACAAGACUGAGGCGAAAUUACGUGAAGAAGUGUCAGGACGUGGACGAAUUCAAGGCUGCGAUCGCCCUGCCUUAUCCAUCACCUGCAUCCCCUCCUGAUCUGCCAGUCUCUCUUCCUACCUCCAGGCGCAACCCCAGUCCCUCGCCACGCUCCAAUGCGGCGUCUCCGCCACCUUUCCGUCCGAUACCUGACCGCCGUCCGUCCUUGGGCGGUGUCUCCACGCAUGGGCGCUCCCAGUCGACUGCUACCGCACUGCAAGAUUUGGCUCAUCAAGGAAAGCGGCAACUCAACCAGCUGAUGACGUUCCUGGAUAAGGGCGGCAAUAUGAAGGACCUUGCGGGACGUUCGGACAAUGCUCUACGCUCAGUACGUGCAAAACGAGAGGCGGAGGAAGCAGACAAGGAAUACCGGAGAGGAGUGCAUUGGCUGGAGACCCUGCGGUUGCGAAGGGUCAAAAUUUUGGAGUCUGGGUACAAUAGCUUGGAAUCGUUCAUCCGUGAAAGUGCAGAUACUGUCAAGUCGACGUUGAUGAAGUACACGGACAACAUGAUAGCAACGGCAGCGUCCCAAUCGCAGAUAUGUGAGCAUGGCCGAGAAGACAUCUUGAAGAUUUCCUCGCAGAGAGAUAUCACGAUCAUCGCCCCUAAUAUCGCCCGCCAGCUCUCCGCAUCUAUCCCUAAACCCGUCUAUUAUCACAAUCACCUUGUUGGAGAGUGCAGAGAUCUUAUUUUCGGCGUCAGUUUGGUCGAUUACGCCACCUCGCGAAAUCUGCCAGAGGGCGAGGUUCCCAAGAUUGUAAGAAUAUGCGUGAGCGAGAUAGAGAUGCGGGGACUGGAGGCAGAGGGUAUAUAUAGGGUCUCAGGCAGGCAUGCAGCCGUCCAAGAGCUGCAACACCAGAUCGAGCGGAGUGAGGCGGCGUUUCAGUUCAAUCCAGCUAUAGACGAUGUGUAUGCGGUGGCCUCGCUCUUGAAAUUGUAUCUGCGCGAGUUGCCGGAGCCCCUGUUCAAGUAUCCACUGAAUGAACGAAUACAGCAUAGCGAAGAACUUGACGGGCAUCGUAUGAAUGACUUCCAGCUACUUCGAAGCAAGUUACGAAGGCUACCUCCAGUUCACCAGGCAACGUUGAAGAUGAUUGUGGAGCACCUCUCGCUAGUUGCCUCGCGCGCGGAUAAGAACAAGAUGGAUGCCAAGAAUCUUGCCAUUGUCUUCAGCACUGUCAUCUUUGGUGAAGAUGAGAUGCCCAAAGGAGGCGAUCUGUUAAGUGUACAGUCUUGGAAGGACACUCUAGCAGAGGAUCUGAUACUGAAUGUCAACGUUUUGUUUCAGUCCAAUGGCUCUCCUGCGCUCCCUGCUGCACCACUUGGAGGACCGGUUCCUCCUGCGUCAUAUGGCUCAUCAUUUACAACCUUCGGGAACAUGCCACCUCCAUCGAUGCCCAGCAGCAAUCGCAGUCCCCGCUUAAUACGCUCGCCAUCAUUACCACCACGGCCGUCUCAUUCAUAUUAUGAUGCGCGCGAUAUGCUCCCAGAUGACUUCACGCCGCAGCUUCCGUCGCAAGCCUCACAUAACAUCCAUCCCUCGCGGACAGGACCGAUGUCGUCGCUACUCACACGACAGUCCCUCCCGCCUCCAGAGAGACCAAAGCUUGACGAGCACAGGAGUUAUAUCAUUCAGGCUCCAUUAACGCCAUCAGUUCGAUCGAUAAGUGGGGACAGCAGACGUUCGUCAAGAUCAAAGAUCGUUCCGAGGCAAAAAUCGCGCGAACCUUCUCCCGAUUCGACGCUCAUGUCAAGAAAAGAGCGCUGGAAAUCCCCCUCCGCAAUGCCACGCAUGCCAUCUCGGCCACUGACUCCAGGUGGCAUGUCAUCCCGAGCGGGCACACCCAGCACGGUGUAUUCUGGGAUGGGGACUGACGAGUUCGGCGUGAGAUCGGGUGCGCAGGUCGUCGAACCUCGAGACAGCUCGUUUGAAGAGGAGUUCCCACCGUCGGCGUCCACUACCAGCACAUUUGCCAGUCUGGACACAUCGAUGUCGAAAGGAUCCGAAGCCAUACGACCUCCUUCCAGAAACCGUCUGGUUCCCAACCGACGUCCACCUGAUAAUAUUAAUUCCGCGGAGUAUUUCUCGCCCCAGGCAUCGAGUAUUGGUGGACGCAGUCGUCGAUCGAUCUCGGAGUGACCUGUAUAUUGUAUUGAUGCCAACGCGUCACGACGUAAGGACCAUGACUGUUCUGUUGUGUCUAUUAUACCAUCGAUGUCUCGCCAUUGCACAGUUUGUGUUUUUCGUCAACGUAGCUCUUCUCAUACGACAAUCUCAUGAUUUAUCACUCGAUGCGAGAAAAAUGGAUAUGCAUGAUUGCGACGCG